Juglans microcarpa x Juglans regia is the source of this 1017-nucleotide messenger RNA. Its product is annotated as V-type proton ATPase subunit F-like. The record is from RefSeq and is a predicted model, not a curated record. Lineage: Eukaryota; Viridiplantae; Streptophyta; Magnoliopsida; Fagales; Juglandaceae. Gene Ontology annotation, cellular component: proton-transporting V-type ATPase, V1 domain; membrane. Gene Ontology annotation, molecular function: proton-transporting ATPase activity, rotational mechanism. Gene Ontology annotation, biological process: proton transmembrane transport.
AUUUUUCUCGUAAUAUUAUUUAGUUCGUCCAUCACAAUACUUCCUAGCUGUGAUAUGUCAUGGGAUAUUUGUAAAGAUCAAUAUUUUAUGUUUUUUUUUGGACCGAAACUGACGGUUUUUCGCUACUAAUGAUCUGUUUGGUUGCUGAGAGAGGAGAAAAAAGAGUGUUGGGACUUGACAGAACCUCAUUUGUUGGAUUAUAUUUUAUUAACUUUUUGGCAGGUCGCCAACUUUUUGUUUAUACUUUGGUCGUGAGUGACAGACAAGUAAGCUGACAAAGAUUUGCAGUGCUAAUAAGCAAUAAUAUUGGAUCUUAUGAUUCUCAAAUAAAAAGGACCUUCAUAAUAUCACUUACUACUUUUGGGGAAGGAAUUUGAUCAGAUGCUUGAGCAGCGUAUUGUACAUUUUUUUUCUCGCUUGUGGUUGCAUCCUUCAUCUUUAAUGGCCAACAGAGCUCAAAUCCAUACUAGCAACUCAGCACUCAUUGCCAUGAUUGCAGAUGAGGACACUGUAGUUGGAUUUCUCCUGGCUGGAGUGGGUAAUGUUGACUUACGAAGAAAGAUAAAUUACCUUAUUGUGGACUCAAAAACAACCAUUAAACAAAUUGAAGAUGCAUUUAAAGAGUUCACCACCAGGGAGGACAUUGCUGUAGUGCUGAUUAGCCAAUAUGUUGCAAAUAUGAUAAGGUUUUUGGUUGAUAGCUACAACAGACCAGUUCCCGCUAUUUUAGAGAUUCCUUCAAAGGACCAUCCUUAUGACCCUACACAUGAUUCAGUUCUUUCACGAGUAAAGUACCUCUUUUCGACAGAAUCAGUAGCAUCUGGGAGGCGCUAGUUACAGAUGUUUCAGUUUUCUUGAUGCAUUCCUGCCAGACUACGUUUGAUCUGUUUUUCCAUUGUACAUCAAGAAAAUAAUGCAUUAAGAAGUUGACCAUCCUUCUUCCUAUCUAUGUAAUCUAUUGUAAUAAUUUGGAUGCAUGUUCUAAUGAUUAUUCUAAUAAAUGAGUUUUACAAGUAA